Messenger RNA from Aspergillus pseudoviridinutans, 969 nucleotides. RefSeq lists its product as uncharacterized. Bases 1 to 969 code for a protein of 322 amino acids. The record is from RefSeq and is a predicted model, not a curated record. Lineage: Eukaryota; Fungi; Ascomycota; Eurotiomycetes; Eurotiales; Aspergillaceae. The transcript has 2 exons.
AUGGGCCGAUUGACCGUCCCUGAAGCCGUGCGCCUCAUAAGCGAUCUUGCAAACUCUCCAAUUGCUCUCGAAUUUGGGGCCGGAGGUCUGUUUAUCCCAUUGACUCUCGUGUAUUAUCCUCUGUGUAACCUUCUAAGCGUACAAAUAUCCUAUGCUGGUCAACAUUCUCCCUCGGUAUCGUCGUUGCCUCUACGCCCUCACGGCAAGUCUACGGGGAGUCCACAGUCAAUGUCUAGCGUUUUAGACGGCCCUGCCGGGUUUGCGCUCCGCACGAAUGGCUCCUGUCUCGACACAGAGGUGGACUGUGGUGCCACCGUUCACCCAUUUCGAGCCUGCUGCCCCGGGGGCUCAUACUGCCCAAGCCAGUACAAUGUGAACUGCUGUCCAUCCGCCGCGAACUGCACACAGCUGCUUGUGGAGACACCAAAAUGCGCCAAUGAGACGUGGGAUUUGUACAAUUAUUACGGAUACUUUUGCUGUGAGAAGGGAACAACAGCCUUCGGCACCAAUUCGGGCAGUGAUGGUUGCGCGGUGCGGGGGUAUAACUUCGACAGCUCCGAGACUCUGUUGCCGGUUGUCUCCUCGGGGAAGGCAUCUGUUGCGGCAUCGACUUCCUCCGUAACAUCCACGCCGUCGACGAGCUCUACAUCCUCGACAUCACCAACGCACACAUCGACUCAAACUCAACCCUCAGAGGCGUCCUCUAAGACAAACACAGGAGCCAUUGCAGGAGGCGUAGUCGGCGGCGUGGCUGGAGUAGCCCUCAUUGCUUUCUUGGUGUGGUGGCUUCUCAGUCGCCGAACGAAACGUCAACCAGUUCUUCACGGGCCGCAAGUGGACCCCGUCACAGAUCAUAAAGGUAAUCGCCUAAUGGUCAGUGAACUUGACGGCGGCAGUACCGCGCAUGAGCUCGAGGACCGAGUAAAUCAUCCGGCUCACGAGUUACCGGCGGACUCGACAGUCCGUUGA